Acanthopagrus latus (yellowfin seabream) is the source of this 8405-nucleotide messenger RNA. RefSeq names its product leucine zipper-EF-hand containing transmembrane protein 1 (gene letm1). NCBI's taxonomy places the organism in Eukaryota, Metazoa, Chordata, Actinopteri, Spariformes, Sparidae. Gene Ontology annotation, cellular component: mitochondrial inner membrane. Bases 274 to 2604 code for a protein of 776 amino acids. Gene Ontology annotation, biological process: intracellular monoatomic cation homeostasis. The transcript has 16 exons. The record is from RefSeq and is a predicted model, not a curated record. Gene Ontology annotation, molecular function: ribosome binding; calcium ion binding.
GCCACAUUGACGUCACUUGGAGAGCCUGGCCCGGCUAGCUGUCAUUCGCGUAAAAGGGAAGGGCAUGACAUGGAGCAAAAUUUUCCGAUCUAUAUCCAAACGUGCGUCGUAACUUGUUAAAAGCCUGAAAGGAUUCUGGUCUUUGUUUGGACCAAGAACGCGUCGACUGGUUCCGACGUCCUGAGAAAGAAAAACAGAGGCUAGCUAACCGGCUAGCUAGCUUGCAACCUACUGUAACUGUUAAAAAGGUAGCUGUGACAGAAAAGCCUCCGCAUGGCGUUAAUCCUGUUUACCAGGUCCCGGGCACCUUUAAUGAAAACGUCCAGGUCUUUAAAGAGCGAAUUCAGAAAAGGGAAACUACAAGAUGGUGCCUGUUUCAACUGCACAGCGCUCAGACUCUCCAGUCAGAAACUCGAUGGGCUCAGACUCGGCAGCUUGUCCCAGGUCUCGUCCUUCAGUCCUUCCCUCCCCCUGUCAGACGUCUACGUGGGCCCCUGCCAGAGCCCAGACUCGCAGCGUCUCUACUGCGCCUUUUUGUUGGGGGCCUCCCCUUCACCGUACCCUGCAAUCACAGCUGGGGCCCAGUGGACGAUAGCACGACCGCAGGACAUCGCCGGUGUUCGGUGGAUACACACCUCCAGGAGGAGAUGGGACGACUCGAAGGUGGAGAAGUCGCUGCGUUCGUUAAAGGACAAGACGAAGAAGCUGGAGGAGGGAGGGCCGGUGUACAGCCCCACGCUGGACGCAGAACCUGUGAGAAGGACGAUCCGACAGCGGGUUCUAGACGAAAUCAAACACUACUAUCACGGCUUCAGGCUGCUGUGGAUUGACACCACCAUCGCGGGCAGAAUGCUGUGGAGGGUGCUGAACGGACAUCCGCUGUCCCGCCGCGAGAGGAGACAGUUCCUCAGAACAUGUGCUGACGUCUUCAGACUUCUUCCCUUCCUGGUGUUCAUCAUCGUCCCCUUCAUGGAGUUCCUGCUUCCUGUAGCUCUGAAACUCUUCCCCAACAUGCUGCCGUCCACCUUCGAGACACAGUCAAAGAAGGAGGAGAGAUUAAAAACGGAGCUGAGAGUCAAACUGGAGAUGGCCAAGUUCUUACAGGACACCAUCGAGGAGAUCGCUCUGAGGAACAAGGCUGCCCAGGGAAAUGUGACGGAGGAGUUCUCCACCUUCUUCCAGAAGAUUCGGGACUCUGGUGAACGUCCCAGUAAUGAGCAGAUCCUGAAGUUCUCCAAACUGUUCGAGGACGAGCUGACGCUGGACAACCUGACCCGACCUCAGCUGGUGGCUCUCUGCCGUCUCCUGGAGCUGCAGUCCAUCGGGACCAACAACUUCCUCCGCUUCCAGCUCAUCAUGAAGCUGAGAGCCAUCCGUGCAGACGACAAGCUCAUUGCGGAGGAAGGGGUGGCGAGUCUGAACGUGAACGAGGUGCAGGCGGCCUGUCGUGUCAGAGGGAUGAGAUCGCUCGGAGUUACGGAGGAACGACUGAGAGAGCAGCUCGUCCAGUGGCUGGAGCUGCACCUGAAACAGCAGAUCCCCACGUCUCUGCUGCUGCUGUCCCGAGCCAUGUACCUCCCCGACACACUUUCCCCCGCAGACCAGCUGAAGACGACCCUGCAGACGCUGCCGGAGAUGGUGACAAAGGAGGCCCAGCUGAUGGUGGCAGAGAUGGAGCUCUCCAAAGUCGACAACAAGACUAAGUUGGAGACGACACUACGGGAGGAGGAGGCGAUACGCCAGGACAACAAGGACCGGGAGAUGGAGAGACUGGCGGAUGCUGCAGAGAAAGCUGCCAGGGAGGGAGAGUUGGAGCUUGAAGCAGAGCCAAAAAAAGCUGACGCAGCUGCUCUCUCAGAGACGCUGAGGGAUACGGCGCCAGUCAUCGAAGGAAUCAAGUUUGGACAGUGGCAGACAUUCCUGCACUACCAGGGUGAGGAGAUCACCAAAGAAGAGAUCGACAUGUUGAGUGAUGCGUGCUCAAAGCUGAAGGAGCAGAAGAGGCUGUUGACUCUGGAGAAAGAAGAGUUGGAGGAACUGAAGGACGAUGUUCAGGAAUACAACGAGGAUCUGGAGGAGAUAAAGAAGGAGCUCUCUAAGACCGGCCAAGAAAAGGCGAUCGAGGAGUCAAAGGCGAGCCAGCGUCUGUCGAAGAGGGUGAACCGUAUGAUCGGUCGCAUCGACAAGAUCAUCCUGGAGCUGGAGAAGGACAAGGUGAUCCUGGACGGACAGAUGGACAGUGGUACCACCCCACCUGUCGGAUUAUUCUUUACUAAACAUAGUGAUGCCACAAGUCUGUUCUACACCUUCAGGGAGAAUCUCAUCAGCAUCGACGAGCUGAUCAGCGUCAUGCGGCAGAUCCAGAGCAUUCCAGAGCACAAGCUGCAGAGCAUCGCCGACGCUCUCGACGACAACAAGGACGGGAAGAUUGACAUCGACGACGUCAUCAAAGUGGUGGAACUGAUCGACAAGGAGGACUUGGACAUCUCCACCUCUCAGGUGGCUGACAUCAUGGUGAUGCUGCAGAAGGAGGAGAAGCUGAUGGAGAAGGAAAAGGCCAAAGAGAAGGCGGAGAAGGAAAAGGCAGCCACACUCAACAGCUAACUCACUUUCCACAAAGACAGAACAAAAUGACCACUGAGAAGUUUGUGGCUGGAACCCGGUCACAGAAAAUUCUGGACUCAGACCGAGGGAGAGUCACGAGGUAACAGCUGCCUUCUCAGGAAGUCAUUUAACAACAAAUUUAGCUCUUAAAAAAAUAGUUCAAAUAAAGAACAACAAAAAAAGAAAAGGGCACAUUGCCUUUAAAACGCACAAAAUUAGAAAGAAACUUAAAUUGUAAUUAUGUUAAACUCUUCUGGACUGAUCAUGUAUCAUAUGUUGAUAUUUGGUUUUGUGUAAUUUUACUCAGUAAUUUAUUAACAGAGGGAACACAAUGGCAUGAAACAAUGAGUUUGGAGUUGGCAAAGGAGAAAAAUUAUCAAGAAUUAUGUUUGGAAAAUAUAUUUAUCAGGAGAUUAAUUGUUUAAAGUUUGGGGUGAACUGUCUUGCCUUCUCAUUUCAUUCAUGUCAUCAUCUCGGAGAAAUGAGAGAUCAUUUCUUGACUUUGCACAGUAAAAAAAAAAAGAAUCAUGUCAUCACCAUCAUUUCUUUUCCUCUUAGAUUUUGUUUAUCCAUCAUACUCCCAUAUUGUAAAGUUAUUCUUUUGAAUUGUACUUGUGCAGGGUAGCUUAUUGCCGGCUUUAGGAUGUUAAAUGGUGGCUGCAACCAAAUAUGAAAUUACUCACAACAUAAAAAAACUAAUUAAAAACCAUCAAAUUAUGUGUACAAGUUUAAAGAUCAUAGCUUUAUGUUAAUCAUUCCCACUAAAACAAGUAAAUGGAGGAGUCUUGCUGAAGACGUGUUGGACAUUUGUCCAAAAAGCCAAGAAGUGAAGCUAGAAACAUUUACAUCAAUAGUAAAAAUUACUGUACUGUUAUUUACUUUUAUUUUCUACUUAUUUUAUAAUGAUUUUUUGUCUCGUUGUAGCACAGCUCUUCAUAUCUGUUCCUGUUGUGGUCAUUAGAUUUUCUGUAAAAUGCCAAAGUUGCACUGUGGCACAUUUAAUAAAACAACAAGAUUCUGAUAUUUCCUAAAAAAUCAGAAAGGACUGACUGAUAUUUAUGAGCAGCGAGGAUCAUAAUCAGUAUAACGAAUACUGGUCAGCUGACAACUGGUAGAGUUAUUUGUAGUCAUUAGUUUGGAGGUCGUCCAAUGAAUGUUAUGUAGUUUAUAUUGUAGACAUGAGUAGUUUAAUGACCGUGGUAAUCUUUAGCCCCAUAGUUGGAAAUGCAAAGUGGCCUUCUCAUGAUGCAGAUAUUAUGGAUCAUAAACUGUUGUGUAUUUAUUUUGGAGUGUUUUCAGAAGGUGGUAGAGUUUUGAUAUUCUUCUCACUGUGGAUUAACUUGAUGUAAUUUAGUUUUUUGGGCUGAAGACGUCUGAUGGAUGAAUUAGAGCUGUGUUUUUUUUUUUGCACCGUAGCAAUGAAUGUGUGGACGAAGUGAUGAUUUUUGUUAAUAUUUGAAUCGACUACUGACGAUACAUUCAUCCCUCUGCCUGGUGGCUUUUCUUGCAAACAGCCCGUCUGACAUCGAACCACUUCCAUAGUCAAACAAAUAAAAGGCUGAGUUGGGAAAUGUUAGUAAUCAGUUUCACAUUCAUUUUCCUCUGCAAAGCUUCGAUUGUUCUUGAAUACAAAUAGAACUUGUUCAGCAAUCAUGGAAGACAUUUAAAUUUUAUUGAAAUCUGAGUUUCUCGGCUGACGGCACACUUAAACGUCCUUACAUAAGUAAAUGAAUGACCAGACUUCUGCUGAGUUGUUGUACAUGGAAUAUCUGUUAGUUUGUGGUCGUAGAAGAGCUCAGGUGUGACCGUAGAAGACAAAGUGAAGUGGUACUUGAGAUAAUGCUGAGUGGAUGACGCUCCGUUUAAUCCGUUCCCGGAAUCUGCUGUCAGACGUGUGGAUGAUGAGGAGCUCGUCCCGGUUCAGACGCAGCUCUGCCUGACAGGCCGUGGGCUCUGCUUCGCCUGGGACCAGUCAGACUGAUGGGUGCAGGGUAAACACUCGGCCCAUACAUGGGCCACAGCCAGCUCCGCUGGAGGGUUGUGUUUAGGUUAGAGACGAUCCGGCGGGACAUGGCACGCUCUCUGCAGCAUUAAUCAUCAGUGGGUGUAAACACGUCACGGGAACGUUGUGACAACAUCUCGAUUACACUUGGCAGGAACGAGAGGUGUUUGUGUCCCCGCGCCUGACAGGUCGGACUCAGGGGAGCACUGUGUACAUUAGCAGCGCUGCCACUGUUUGUAGGCAUGGAGGGGUCAAAGGUCAGAUGUGAGGUUGGGGGGGGUUAAUGACAGGGACGUAUACCAGGAAGGCAUGUGAGGCUGAAGGAGAUCAAUACUUUAAGUCCCAGUGUAGGUUUGAACUGAGUUUGGAUUUAACAAGGUGCUGCGUCGGCCAGUCAAAUCAGUGAAGUUGCUAAAUUCUGGUAGAUUCACUUGUAAAGUCUAAGAUUUAUAGGGUGAUUUUGGCAGCUGAGGAUAAAAUGAUUGUUGCUGUGAUCAGAGAAUAAAAAGGCAUCUGUAUGAUAAUUGAUUAGUUGUUGAAAUACAUAUUUAAAAUGAUGUCAAGUAAGAGUUUAGAAUGAGAGACAUUAAUCAAAGCAAGUAUUUAAAUAUAUUUCAUAAAAGAUGCAUGAAACACAAACAAGUCCGUUAAAACCGGUACAAACAGAAUCCGGAGGGUUUAUGAUUGUGGAUUUAAAGUCGACAAACAGUAUCAGCGUUUAAAACAAACCUGAGGUGCUCAAAGGAGAUUAAUCAAUUAAUGAAACUAUGUGGAUUUAUGGAUUUGAUUGUCUCGGGGGCCUGAAACAGAGAGGCCCUUUGUGUUCUUUAACACAGUGCUGUGAUUGUUCUGAACGCCCGAAACAAAUCUGGAAAAUAUAAAAGAGCUGUUGUCGUGUCAGCAGUUGUUUUCAAUUCUGAUUAUUUUCUUAACAUCAAUCCGUAAAUAAUUUUAGAGAAUUGUGAAAAAAUGCCCUUCAAACCCUCCCGGGCGCUCACGACGACGUCAUUAAAAUGAUUUGUUUUGGGUCAUUAAAACCCCCAAAUUUAGUUCGCAGUGAUGUAAAACAGCAUUUAAACUAGUGAACGUUUGGAUUAUUGCUCGAUGAAAGACUGGAACAGUUUAUCCAGAAUCUAAAAGAUAUUUUUUAUGCAAACUGUAAAUUCUUCUUUAUAAAUUACUUAAAUAAUUUACCACUUAAAAGAAUACUUGUAUCCUCACUCAGUGUGUGCUGCUGCAGGCCCUUUACUGUCAUCAUGAGAAAGAUAUAUAUAUUUCAGCCGUACAGUCGGUGAUCUGACAUGACAGUCAUAUUUCCCUGCGUGCUACCGAGAUGUGAUUGUGAUUCAUGAAAACCUGUCAAACCAUCAGACGCGUUCAAGAAAUCCUGGAAAGAAAAUAAUUAGAUCUUGAAAUGGAGAAAAUGUUUAAGCUCUAAUGUGAACGCCACACGCCAGUCACUGAACACAGACAAAGAAAAAAAGACAGUGUUUGCUUUUAUCUCCACAAACUUCUUAUUUACAAGAACUUCUGCAGCCGUGAAUGUUUUUAUGUUUGUGCGUCCUCGACGUCUCCGGCUGCGGUGUGAGGAGCCGGGCAGCGUUCACGGCUCGCCGCUGGCAGCAGUGUUGCGCUGUGUUGUUGAAGCUGCUUCUUUAAACAGGGUCUACCUUAGAGAUGGAGGGAGUGAGAGGAGAGAUGCAGUUGGCAGCAGCAGCAUUUUGACAGCCAGCUUAAAUCAGUCGUUUGUCACUGUCAAGUCGAGCAGCCCGGAGUCGCUCCCUGCCUCGCUUUUGUUCUUUCAGCGACUUUAAUUUGAUAUUUUUCGGCAGGAGAAACGGCUGAUUUGUAAGCUCGCUGUUGUAAUUCUCUGGCUGCUUCUCUGUCGAGUGUUGCCACUGUGUAAAUGCACUAUUCAUGUUUGAUACAGUCGCUGUUGAGUUAAUGUUCAGACUCAGGGUGUGUGUGUGUGUGGAUGUGGUGCGAGCAGCUUCGGUGUUUUGCGAUACGAAAAAACCGUCCUAGAAAGAUUCCUGUUCGAGUUUGAGGAGACGAGUCGUAGCUCUCGUGUACUAGAAGAACAAAUAUUUAAAAGCAAUAAGUCAUUUAUGCAUCGUGUAACCUUUUUGAAUUUCUCUCAUUUUUGAGGUGUGUAUAAAUUGUUCAAACUAUAUUGUAACACUUAAUUUAGUAAAAAUUAUGCUAUGAUUUAAAAAAACAAAAACAAAGCAAGUGUUUGGAUUCUGCUUCUCUUCUUGAUAUCGGGCUGAUUAUUUGGGAGUUGAUGCACUUGUAGCUGACUGUUUGAACACAGAUGUACGGAUGUGUUUUUUUCCCCUUUUUUAAAAAAAAGUAUUUUGCACUAGCCCUUUUUAUCACUAGAAGAAUGCUAUUUUCUUGUAGAGCAUAUAUGAUUUUUCGCUUGAGGUGGAGGUGAGGAGACUGAAAGUUGGACCAGCAGUGUUGUCAAAGUCUGCUUGUACAGAUACAAGAGCAGCUCAGACCUCUCAGGUUCAAACUGAAAAUAAAAUGGACGCAGAGAACUAAAACUUUAACUGCAUUUUAAAUAAUAGUGCAGCCACCAUCUUUUUACACAAGAAACUUGUUGUUCAGACAGAAAAAAAGCCUGAAAUUUGUUAUUUCCAGCUUGUCCUCAUCAGAAAAACAACCAUGAAGAUUGACUGUGAAAGCAGCUUAUUUACAGUUCUCGCAAGGUGGCGCCCUCUAGUGGCCGUAGUUAUUAUUACAGCAGCAAAGGAGGAAGUCAGCAAGGAGUAGAUUCGAGAGUUGGCUUGAGGUAUUAUUAGAUAUUAUCCAGUAUUGCGAUAUUUGCCAUCAUAUGUGAUAUUUUUCACAAUAUUGAACAGCUAUCGUGGCCGCUUCAGGCUUUUAUUUUGAAAAGAAUAUGCAGGCUGAGCUGUUGUGGCAGUGGAGGCAACAUGCAUCCACACUUGGCAGAUUACUUCCAGGUAAUUGGCCUGAUUAACAUACAGAGACGGAGGAUGGAGGCCAGCUCCCAAAUUUGGUAAUAUUUUGGGUUUAAAUUGGGCUAAAACAGCAAGUCAAGGGAUUUGAAUGAGGCUCCAUGUAGUUAUUUGUCUGCACGAACACUGGAUAAAACUUUGGAUAUUGCUGUAGUUAUUUUUAGCCAAACCAAAAUGUUUUCUUGAAUUGAACCAAGUAGUUUUCUGGCCUAAACCGAACAAAACUGCAAGGAUACAACAAAAGGUCCGGUGCGGCUGCUGGCACCCUGCAGCAGUCUUUGACACAAAUUCUCCAGGCGGAAAGCAAAUCAGAUGUGCUUUCCUUUUCUGUCUGAACACACAUUUUCAACUCAAAAGUGUUUCAAAGCCUUGUGUUUUGCAGCCACAACCAGUAAACACGACAUUAAAUCCCAAACAAAGUUCUCAGAUCGACUCGAGGUUUUAAAAGAAAGUGGACAACAUAAACAGAAAUCAGGAAAAAUCUGUGUUGCAGUUUAAUCUUUGGACUCAUCUGGAUCAUAUUGGAAUGAAAAUAAUCUGAGUAAAAGUUUAUUUAUUUAUUUAUUUAAUCAAGUUUUCCAAAGGUUUUUUUUUUUUCCUUUUUAUAUUCAUCCAAAUGUGGAAACGUUCUUCAGGAAACGACCAGAACUGGAUUUCAGUUUAACUUGAAUCUCAAAUGUAUGAAAUAAGCUUCAGGUUGUUUUUUUGUUUUUUUUUGUUUUAUUUUUUUUUUAACACGAAUCAAGUGUUCAUGUAAAGAAACAUAAUUCACUAAAUGAAUCAGAAGUGUUGAAUAAAUCAUGGAUGAUCCUGGA